CGUCGUCACCCAAUGACUAAGCAAAACAUUCAUACUCGCUUGCUGACGGUGGUAGGGAAGAAGAAAAAAAGCCACGAUGACGGUCAAGGUUCACGGAUGGAUCUGGACUAUUUUGGCCAUGGGAUAUUUGGUGUGGCUCGUUUGUACAGAAGAUAAUCAGACAGUGUGCCAUAAAGUAGUGAGGAACUUAGAAUCACAUUUGAUCCCCUAUCAGAGCAACUACACCGAAACGUGCUGGCUGUUCCUCACAUGCGCCAGAUCUCGUACGAAAUACAUAAACGAGUCAUAUAUGACGUAUCGGUUGGAAAAAAAGUACUGCGAUGGAUUCAGAAACGCGAGUGGUACCUGUCAGAAUUUGCGUUGCAAGAAGCGCGCAAACGCGUUUACCUGCGACUGCGAAAAUAAUCCAGGGGAAUGUUUACACACAUGCAAAACUUGUUACCAACGCAUCAACACGAAAUCACAGUGCCAUAAUCUAUAUUAUUAUGACAAAAACAAAAUCUCAUAUUCUACACCAUGUCCCAAAGUUUGCGCUCAAAAAUGGUGUAAAGUGACGAAAGUAUGCAAUUGUCCGGGUGGUUACGUGAGUAACGGUGCAGCAUGUCAACCAAAGUGCAAGCAAGGCUGUCUCCACGGAAUAUGCCAAGCUCCUAAUUAUUGCAAGUGCUACUGUGGCUGGGGCGGACCUUCUUGCGAAGAAGCACAACUAUGCUUAGUCGCCUCUCCAAUCCCUGGAUCAGAUAGAGACACCAGCCAGCAUGCAGUACUGAGCAAACCCUGCAUAGCAGAUCGUUCUUAUGCCAGAGAAGCAUUGCCUGCGUGCCAUCAAAAGUGCCCCGAGGAACUUUAUAAAAAAGCUGCUUUUUACAUUUCGCCUUCCAAGACCAAUGGACUUACGUACUAUUUGAUUCCCAUCUAUACAAACUGCAGUACCACUGAACUAGAUGAGACAUUUCUGGAAAAACAUAACAACUUGAUAGCAGGAGUAAUGCUAGGAAUAUUAGCAAGUUUGGCAAUUAUAUGGAUCUUCUACAUUGCAUGUAUCGUGAAGCAAAAACGGAGAACGGAAAGUAUGCCAAGUGAUAAAAUAGUGCAAUAUAGCAGCAACGAAUUCAUGGAAGAAAACUCAAUUUACGUAGCCACCACAAACGACAACUGAAUUUCCUUCCCGUUAACAUGGUUGUGCAAGUAUUUCUCAACCGAAAAUUAGGAAGUACGCCUCAAUUAGGAUUAAUUACACACGAAAUUACGUAUUCAUACUGCAACACGUAAUCUUAGCCUCGGUCACCACGUGAGGUUUUCGUUUCAUUGUAAAGUAUCAAACGAACUUCAACGUGAUAUGAAAUUGAUUACUCGAUUGUCCUCAAUUACCUACACUUAUAAAUGACGAUGUGAGAUGAAUCAAAUGAUUCUUUCCAUUGCUGAAUCUAUGUAAUGAUUUAACAUUCUCGCCUGGAAUGCAUAUCGUCUAUAUUAGAAUAUAUCGAAGAAACGAAUGAAAUGUAAUGAUAAAAAAUGGAUUAUUAGUCAUAAGAUAGUAAAUUUCGAGUUAUUAUAAUGUCAGGUUCCCAUUUACAAAAAUAGUUUAAUCUGUAAAGUGUGUAGAUUUGCUACUUGCAAAUAAUUAUUCAACCACAGAAUCUGAGGUUCAAAGGAGACGAUUUAGUAUUGUUGAAUACAAUGAUUGAAGUGAGGAAAAUAAAAUCGAACGCAGAAUUUGUGUUUGAAUUUGGGCUCGAUUACAGAACCGUAGAUUUCAGGGUUGAAUAAUUUAAUGACGCAAUUGAAUUUGGCUCCACGAGUGGCGAAUCGAAGUAUCGAAUU
Molecule: messenger RNA, 1824 nt
Organism: Neodiprion virginianus
Lineage: Eukaryota; Metazoa; Arthropoda; Insecta; Hymenoptera; Diprionidae
Exons: 7
Coding region: 77-1159 (360 amino acids)
Source: RefSeq, a predicted model, not a curated record